UACUGCUUCCACUCAGGAAAUCGGAUUUAUUCAAGAUCCGGUUGGUUGACAAUGUCACGUGAUAAGUGCUUACUUUCCAAGGUAGUUUUGGGACUCUUAAUAUUUAUCUUAUUCGGAAGUGAGAAAAUAUCUUUAUAAAUCAGCUGUCAGGAGAUUUUGACGAGAAGUCCAUUUUUGGUGACUCAGGGAACAAACAAGCUACGCACAUUUUCGAUUAUGAUGUAGCCGUAUCUUGCCGCGUUUGCACAACUAAUGUUAAAAUUUUAGGUAAACAACGAACGAAGAAAUAUUUACCGACGUGGGAACCGCAGAUUCCUGGGAGACAAUGCAAGUUGGUUAACAAGUUAGGACAAGGAUAAGUCAGGAUUAUAGAGUAUAAUAAGCGUGCGCUUACUUUUAAGCUGCUUUUCAACGAGAGUUGAAGACAUCGGCUGAAUGAGUGUUUCGGCCGAAAAGCAAACUAAUCUGAGCGGCCAUAAGUGGCACGUUUGUCAGCUAGAAUUUAGUCCUAGUGGACUACAUCUCGCCUCCGCUAGUUGGGAUAAAACAGUGAGGAUAUGGGAUCUCAGUACGUUGGAAUCUAUGUUCGUUUUACGGCACCAUCGAAAUCCCGUCACUUGUCUCUCUUGGCAGCCGCGAGGAGCAGCGGAAGGCCAUCUGGGUAGACUCGCCUCCGGUUCGGCUGACGGCACUGUCGCCUUGUGGAGUGGGGAAACAGGGAAACUACUUCAAUCUAUUUCGCAUCACAAAGGAUGGGUUUUGGGGACUUCAUUUUCGAGUGGUGGUGACUUAUUGGCCUCCGCUGGUUGGGACAAAACCGUAUGUCUCUCUGAUGUGCGCACGGGACGGUUAAUUCAUAGACUUGUAGGUCAUACAACUGGUGUAUGGAAUUGUGUGUUUCAAACGAGUGGGAUUUCAACAAAUUUGCUUUGUUCUGGAGCAGAUGACGGUUCCUUAAAGAUCUGGGAUACACGAAUGGCAAAUUCCGUCAUGUCACUGGUCGGAGCGCAUGACGAUAGCGUGAAAUCCUGUGCGUGGUCUCCAGAUGGCGGAUACAUCGCCUCUGGGGCGGCUGAUAACAAGGUGAGAAAUGAUCUAAUACUGCCACAAUAUAGAAAAAAUAACUUCUUAGGAAAGUAUUUCUAGGUUCUUUUCGUAUUUUAAUGUUAACUUGCCACACCUUUAAAGCUAUAACUACAGUACUUAAAAAGUAAUCAAUGUUUUUUAUACUUUUGGAGACUCUUCGGUCCUCUUUGAACAAAGUGGACGAUAACUUUUUGAACAUGUAUUAAAACACCAAGCGCAAUCAGGUUGAAAAUCGCUGUCAAAAUAUUUUUGACUCAAGUCAAGCGAAGAUAUUUGUUCUUUUUUCGCGGUUUAAUUUAAGGAAUUUUACCCUACCACGUUCGAAAGAAAAUCAUUACUUCAACAGUUGUGUUUGAUUCCAUCGUGAGAACAAAGUUUGUUUUACUUUUUAGAGUUGUCAAAAGUUUAGCUCAUUUUGGAAUCCAUUUUGGUAGUUGCGUUUUUUAUGGUUACGGAAAAUUAUUUUAUUCCCACGGAAUGGACGUUCAAUUUCGAGACCUUUUUUAGUGCUGGUUAUUAAUAAUAGCUGUUAAUUUUAAGGGGAUCGAUUGUUUUGUGGUUUGAAAAGAGAGUUUUUUUGUCAUCCAAUGAACCGAUUAGUUUGGCGGUAGCUGAAAGUGGUAGCCAUGGACGUCAUAGUGUUUCAACUUCAAAAGCAAUGAUUUGCGUCUUCUGUUUCUAAACAAAAGGUGACUUUAGCAAAAUCUGGCUUAAAACAUUGCGUGAAAUAAGUUCAUAGUUGGUGUCAUUACUCACGAAUUUUGUUCCCUUUUCAUUCAUAUACCGUAUUCACAUCCUGUAAAUUGAAUCCAUCUUAGGAUUUGGACUUAUGACGUCAAUUACAAUUCGAUGCGGAUGAUGAAAGAGAUGCCGUUGUAAAUUAUUAAUUAGUAGAAAAGAAAAUAAUAAAAAUUGGGAUUUGGUUUUUUAACCAUUUAUGUUUAGAGGGAUAUAAUCUUUCCAUCUGUUUUAAUGCUGUUUGUGAUGUUUUAGCAUCCACAAAUGAUCAUUCCUGGUUCCUUGAAAGAUCGCUUAAGCCAGGGUUUAGCCAGAGUUGAUGGAAGGUCUCUUGACCAAGAACAUGUAACUGGAGUUUGUAAAAAUGUUGUGGAGCCUUUGUUCCAGUUAUGAUAACACAAAAUGGCACUCUAUAAACAUUCUCUUCCAAAAAUGUACAAAAUUCAGCGUGAGAUAGUUGAACAAGUCACCAUCUUGGUUCAUGUAUGAUUUUAUUUCAACAUUGCUUGUGAAAUGGUGGGUAGCUCAAGUGGCCAGAAAUAAAUUACUUUUAUUUUGGUCUUGUUGAUUUACAGAUAUCAUUGUAAGGAGAAAAAGAGAAAAUAACAUUUUCAGAUCCUCCAGUUUUUUGAAAAAGGAUGAUUCUCAGUUUCUCCUGGAUACUACAGUUGUCCAAGAGAAAGAAAAAAACAAUGUGCCUGCCUUUUUUUUGGUGUGUGUGUGUGGGGGGGCUUGAAUGGAAUUUGAAACCAACAUGUCUUACCGGGGGGAAGGGAUGAAUGGGGGUAUGCAAAUCCGCCAAUUUGUCAUGAUUUAUCAAUCAAAUCCGCCACUAAAUUUUGCCCUGAAUCCGAAAUCCGGGUGCAAAUAUUUUAAUUGCAUGCAAAGUCCAAAUCCGGGCCCCCAAAAUGGAUGAAUCUGCUGCAAUUUAUUGCAGGAUCCGGAAAUCCACUAAAAUCUUGCUUUGAAUCCAAAAUCCAGGGGAAAAAUAUUUUGAAAAUCCGCCAAUCCGUUUGCCUAUUCACCCUGCUCCUUAUCCCCUUCUUAUUUGUGUUUACAAAAAUGCCCUUAUAAGAGUGGUCCUUAUUUUCAGAUUGCUUUGUGGGAACCAAGAAGUGGAACACUGCUCAUCAAACUCCGCGCACAUGAAGAUGCUGUCAAUGAAAUACAGUUUUACCCUGUAAUAAGCAGUAAAUCAGUGCCUAUCAUCUUCUCUGUUGGUGACAAUUCCUGUCGAGUGUGGCAUCCUUUAAGGAAGCGCAGCAAACAGCUCCAGAUAAUCAAGCAACACAGACUUGGCUUAGAGGUAUGAACAAGGCUGAUAUAAGCUUCCCCUUGUAGGCGGCUGAUUGUUAUCGUUGUCUUCAAAAGAGAUGUAAGCACUUUUACUAUGUCACAAGUAGUUUCAUUGGGGUAUUGGUACUUGAAUUGAGGCAGAUCAACUCGAAGGCCAACAGCAGACUCACUGCUUAUUACCUAACUCUAUGUGUGCACCCAAAUUCCGCAGGCUUGUAAAAUUUGAGACAUAACCAAUAUACUGAGACUACUGAGACCUUGCUUGAACACCAAGAGUUUGCAGUAAAAUUCAAGAAUUCAACAAAGUGCAUAAAAAUGUCACUCCAUUUCAAACUUUUCCACCUGAUUCUCUCUAGAUCCCAGUCAAAAAAAGAAGGCAUUUUUUUUGUUGUCAUAUUUUCUAGGGUUGGUGUUAUAAUCAGAUCUCCAGGGUUGUUUUUGCCAAAUUCCAGGUGUUAAAUUCAAUUUUGAACAUUUUUAAAUACAACUCGAUCAGAUAAGAAAUAAUCAUGAUCCUAACCACCGACAACUUUUUAAUUCUUAAUUUUUAUUUUUUAUUUGUGAUAAGGUGGAAGCUCUGGCAUUAUCCCCAGAUGGGACACUGUUGGCUACAGGAGCCAGGGACAAAGACAUCAUAUUGUCUUCUUUGGAUGUUUCUCUAACAGAAGUUGAUGCACUUCCAAUUGAGGAUCAAAGUGAAGCUGCCAUCAACAAGGGUGCUACACUGUGGAAGAAAUAUACCAAGAAAGUAAUGCAAAAAAUUAUGAGUAAGUACAAGUGACUAGCAUUUGGACACUGGUAAUAGUUACAGUACAACCUACUGUAACUGGGGUCAGCUUGGCAAAAUGGUCUAAUCCCAUUAAUUACUUACAGGAAACUAACAAGAAAGUUGGUUGUCAAUCAUAUGACAAAAUGAAACAAACAAAAUGGACCAAAAUCCACCAAUUACAGCCUACACCACAGAAUUGCCUAGUCCCUAGGCCCCAUUAUUCUGUGCAGCUGAUUCGUUUCGGGUCACUUGGUCCAAGUAAAGAAGUGAGGCCUAGACAAAAAUCCUCAAAAGUGAGACAAAAGUGAGACAUCCCAUGCCGUGGGUUACAAGACCAAAGUUUCACAUUUCAAGGUUAAAAAUGCACCGCUAAAAGACACAGAUGGGAAGGGAAAGUUCAAAAGAAUGCUUAGUUUUCUUUUCAUAGACAAAGGAAGGCUUUUCUUUACAAAAUUGACUCCUGCUAGGAAUUCAAAAUUUUCUUCAUGGCGAAGUACUUGGCCUGUUUUGAAACAGAACUAAGCAGUGAAGUUUUUGAACUUUUUGUACUCUGUAGUCAAGAAAAUUAUGUUUUAAAAGGAAAUUUAUGUAUACUGUAAGUGAACAUUUCAUAGCCAUUUUAUACCUUUUGAGACCCUGGUUUCUAACUGCAUGAACAGAUUCACCAGCCAGUUAGUGUUAUGCGAGUUGCUUUAAAGUAUUAAUUUAUGCGUUUUUAAAUAUAAUUGUUCGAGAAAUAAUUUCUGUGUCUGUUGUAUGUUCUUUUAUUGUUAACAAAAUAGCUCAAAACACGAUCCUGAGGUUGAGACUACAGCAUCCAAGUUGAAUUAUUUUACAUGUGAUGCUUCUCACAUUACAUGCAUCACUUCUGCGAAGAUGUGGGCACAUUUUAUAGAACUUUUACUUUUAGGUUCAGUUUUUAGGCACAUUUCAAUGCACAGCUAAUGAAUAUUAUUUGAAAGUAUGUUUAAUUUCUGAUUAAUCAAGAUUUGCGUUUUAAGUUUACUACACAAAGGGUCACUAAAGUAUCGCUUUUAUUUUGAAAAUUUGCGCAGUCGUUUAAAUGGGUUAAGAGCUAGAUACUCCGAUAGUUCAGUUAGAAUGAUAAGAUUGAGGGAGCAGAAAUCAAUCUUCACAGGACUAUGAAUUCAUGACAUUCUGGUCACUCUUCAAAGCCGGUUGGCGAAAAUCGAUCUACUAUUUUGCAAAUAUCCAAAAGGGUAUUAAAACCUUCCUUCUGUUUACAAUUACGACAUCUUGAUUAAAAAACAAUGCAAGCACGUCCAUUCUGAUUUUGUCUAGGCAUUUCCUGCCCAUUUGUGUCAGAUACCUCAUGAAGUGAAUUGACUGAGAAGGCCUGGGAAAACACCGUACAGGGACUAGGCAAUCUUCAAAUGUGACCAUUUGAACCUGCUGAUAAAAGCCUAGGCUAUAUUUCCUGAGGGGUUCUGUUAUAGCGAUCAACAAAAGCAAACUACGAGAAUGUUGAUAAAUUUUUUAAGGCUGCAGUUGUUGAUAAGCACAAAAUCACAGCAUAGUGACAAACAAGUACUACAGUAAAAACCUGCAACUAAGAACCUAGUUUUUAAGAACCUGUUAGGCUAAAAUUUGCCUGCUUGGCCCCCUCUAUACAAGAACCUGUUAAGCCGAAAAUUUUAAUCAGGUUCUUAUUUUCUGAAAUCUAUAAAAAAAAUUCUGUACUCUUAGGAUCCUCUUUGGAGACAUAGAUGCCUUAUUACUCUAACGGCAAAUUGUAAUGGUAUACAGAAUUUACCUAAAUAGUGAGCUGAAUACCACUAAAUACUCGUCUCUUAGCUAUGAUGUAUUUUUAUCGUCAGAAAAUAAGAGCCUAUUUAUUGUCAAACUCAGAAAACUGUGAACGGCUGAAAAUUUUCGGGAAUGUUGACUGUGUGGUGACCAAUCACAAUGAAGUUCAGGAAAUGCGAGCAAACCACAAAACCACAAACUAAUACCAUGGGUUUCAUAAAGCAUCAGAGAUCGGAGAAUUCUCUGUCUACUACGCGUACGUACCGAAGCGUGAAGAGUUGACUGAAUGCUAGAUGCUUUUUUAUUUCCAUGCAAAAAAUUAUUAAACGAAUAAAUACCAAUGAAACAAAACGUGAAACAAAAUAAAGUACAAGAGGAACAAAUCACAGUGGCAAAGUUAGGACAAGAAAAGUGUAAGCGAUAAGAAUCAAGUACCUUUAUGAAUAAAAGGAAUGAUUUCUUUGUGAACUGCCAUGGAAAAAAAAUUGAUGAUAAUUACCGUAUAUAAAUGACAGGGUAUCAAAUUACCAUGAAGCAAAUGCAAAUUUUGAAAUUUGUUUAUUUUAACAAUGACUUCUAAAACGGCACAUGGUAAAUUGUAAUUGCAGAGGAAACAAAGAAGAAAUAUUUUUUAUUUAUAGAUAUUCGACAAAUCGUCUAUUAAACUGCAAAUGCAAAGUUUUGUGCUGACAGCGAAUUUGUUUAAAAUAUUUGUUUCGUCUCGUGCGAGCACAUGUGUCGCUGACAGAGGCGGGAAAAGUUUUGCCAGUGAGUUUAACAGUAAGAACCUAUUAGAAUAGCCUAAAUUGUUUUGUGCUAAUUACCAUUUAUUUAAGAAUCUGUUUAGGCUAACUUGGGAAAAUGCAGGAUCUUAGUCAUAGGUUUUUACUAUAUGUUUCCACAACAUUAUGUUUGAUCAGUGAUUACAUUGUAUAAAUUAUCGUGGUAACAAUAUUUUGUUACAGGUGAAACCAGUGACAGUGACUCUUCCCAAUCACCAAGAAAUGCAAAAAACACUGCUUCUUUGGUUGGGCGAGCUGUAUACAAAACAGAGCAGAAGCCAAAAGUAAAUGGUAUAUUCAAAGACAGUCAACACACUGUUGUUGAAGUUAAUGGCGAGAAAUCCACUGAUGGUGUCAUAAAAGAUCACAGGGCAAAACUACGCAAAAGUUCAAGGCCUCAAGACAGCACUGAGGCACCUGUCAAAUCAACAAAUGGGCUGGAUGAUGCCCAGUCAGAUGGAAUUAUAACAGAUCAUAGGGCAAGACUGCGUAAAACUUCAAGGCCUGAUGGCAAUGAAGAACACAGUAAAGCUACAAAUGGGAGGGACAAUCAUACUCAGUCCAGUGGGAUUCCGAAACACCCAAGGGGGAUACUGCGCAAAAGUUCACGACCUGACAGCACUGGUUCUGAAGAUAAUUCAACAAACGAGUUUGAUCUAGUUCGGCAACGUCUGCGACAUGUUGAGUUGCAAAAUGGACAUGAUGAUGUGGACAUUAAUGGUAGUAGCUACUCAAUUUUUGAUGAGAAUGGCUUGUAUCCUAAAAGAAAUGGAUAUCACAGCCAUAACGACAGUUCCAGUGUCAGCAGCAGUAGUUACUAUGGUGACAUAGAGGACGUUGCUAAGGAAAUGUGCGAUCUUGCAAAUGGUGUGGCAGAUUCCAGACUUUAGGUGAAGUGAUAUACUCUUAGAUUUUAAUAAUCUUCGCCUUGAUAAAAAUUCCUUAUGCAUGUUUGAGUCACUCGUAAGUAUGAUAAUUUGCUGGAGGAGUAAAGGACAGGGAAAAAAUAACUUAUCCUUCACUGUAUGUCUUGAAAAGGACAAUGCAUGUUAUUAAGUGUCUUGUGUACAUACAUAUCAUGUACACAAUGGUUAUUUUUUUAAAUAAAGCCACACUGGUGCACACCACACACAAUCAGAUCACCUUCCUUUCUGUAAAAGGUGUAUCAUUUUGCUAGCUGCAGGCAUUCCAGUUAACAUUUUUAUAAUAAUAAUAGUUUCAUCCAUGCCAUUUAAUCAUACAUUUCUUGUCUCAAAGCAAAUAGACAAAGUUGUGAAGAAAACAGGGAGAGGAAUGUCCCUUUUCUUCCCAGCCACACUGAGGAGAUACUGGACUUUGUAUUAAAUGGAUAUUAUCCAUGGUAUUAACUCAACAGAAUAGUAGCAAAAAGUAUUGUUAAGUCUUUUAUUACAAAUAACAUUUUAUAGGUCAGUGGUUAGGCACUGCAUGAUAUUGGUUUUUGUACAUAUCUUCUGUCCAAAGGAAAUAUUUAUACAUAACUACACUUAACAAUACGAGUCAUUGAAACAAAUAGUGCUGUUGAUGAACAAACAAUACUAUGAUUACUAUGUUGUUAUAAAGAUAAUCUAGAGGAAGGAAAAGCUAAAACAUUACAAAGCAUUUAUAAUUAUUUUAAAUGGGUAAUAAUUUAUUGGCUAUACAUUUAUUCAGCUGUGAUAAAGGGACAAACCAUCAGAAGAGUUAUGGGGGGGGAUUUGUCGAGCUGCAGGAACUUAUCAACAUUAUCAAAUUCCUUGAAUGAAUUUUUUUAGGCCAUAGCAUGAAUAUUUUUCAGGGUUAAUUGGUGUGCAUGAAUUUUUUUUCAUUAAAAAUUUUCCCUUGUGUGAAUAUAAGUUUUCUAAUGGUCUGUCCCUAAAAAUGUAAGUUAUGGUUAAUGUUAUUACAUAUUAUUGCCUUACUGUGAUGACCCAACAAAUAUUAGAAAAAGUGAAUUUUUUUCAGGGGAUGUGAGAAUAAUUGUUUAGCAAGCUCCACUGAUAAGGAUCAAGUUUUUGUUUUUGGUUCUACUCCUUUCAAGCUCCUUUAUUCACUAAAGCUUCAAAGGGAGGUAAUUUAGUAAUACAAGAACUAGGUAAAAACUAAUUAUUAAAAAUCACUGGCAAGGGAAAACAAACCAGUAAUAUUACAUCAACAUGCUUAUUGUGAAUGAAGCCAUGAACGGUCACAUCAGCCCGAGGAGCAUUAGGGUUUGCUCAACUGUGCCUGGUGCCACAAUGGCCAAAUUGUUAAAUUUGUUUGGUUGCCAUGGUAAGGUGCAACAUACUGCCUUGUUAGCAUCAUUAUAGAAAGAUAACAACCAACAACAAAAUUUACUGCACUAAAUCAAAUCCAGAUAGAAUUUGAAUUUGUCACACCCAUUAAGUUUUUUAGUGAUAGCCUACGAACAGGCUCCCAACUGGGUUGGGGUGAAAAAGGAAAUCGGGGAUCAAAGCUUGCAAGGCGUGGCCUGGGGGAGAAAAACAGGUCUGUGUGGGGGAGGGUAGGGGAGGGGGGCUGUAUACUUUGUGUUGAUGCCACCCAUUGGCCUACUUGCAAUUUAUUAUCCUGUAACACAUAUGUCAGUAACAUGCCAAUUAGGUUAUGAGACCGAUCAAAUACAUUUGCAUGCACGUGAGUAUUUUUUGGCCAAUGUUCAUCACUCAUUUGUUAACUGUCAUUGAUCUGACCAAUAAUGGAUGGAUAGCAUCAGGCUCGCUUUGCUCACCGAUUUUCUUUUUCACUGCACUCCACUUGAGAGCCUGAUCCCAGGCUAAUUGAGUGACAACUGAAUCUUUGCAUUUUGGGUGGCUUACAGCAGGUUCAACUUUAUGUAAAAAUUAAUGUUCUUGUAAACAUAUGAUUGUGGCAUUAUCUUGAACUGUGAAAUUUCACAUCUAAACAACAUUUGCAUGAUACAUUAAUUUUUGUAACCAGCCUUGAUACUAUAACUAAUAAUAGCUUUGUAUGCAUGAAAAGAAGAAAAUUUCAUUAAAAAGGCAUUGUAACGGUCACUUCUGAAGUGGAACAUUGUUCUUGUCAGUUAAAUGAUAAAAAUGGACAUAUUAAGUAAUAUUUCAGGUAAAAACACAAAGCUUUUUUCCUGAAAUAAGCAUACAUGUAUGCAUACUUCUUGUUGUUGGCCUGUUUUUCCAUAAUAAAAUAAUUAAACACUUAGUCUCUCUAGCAAAAACUAUGUACACGUAAGGAGGGGAUUUGAGAAAGGAAAUACACUCAACUCUCUCUAAGACAGAGACCUUGAGGGACAGCACAAAGUAUCUCUCAAAGAGUGAU
Messenger RNA from Porites lobata, 9729 nucleotides. The record is from the annotation of a GenBank genome assembly. NCBI's taxonomy places the organism in Eukaryota, Metazoa, Cnidaria, Anthozoa, Scleractinia, Poritidae.